CUGUGUUACGAGAUGGCAAUGGUGUUAGAGUUUUCCGUAAAAAUGUUCCUCCAAAAGAUAACCAACUUCGCGGAGAGAGAGAUAUGCAAAGUGCUAUGCGUGGGGGCGGAGGUCAAAACUCUGGAGAGAAGGUUGACGAGGAUCAAAGGCUUUCUUCGCACUGCAGAGCAAAGAAGGCAUGUAGAUCCGGACAUGGACACCUGGGUGAGGGAGUUGAAGGAUGUCAUGUACGACGCCGACGAUAUCAUCGAUCUUUGCAUCUUCGAAGGUGGCAGCUUGCUGAAGGUAAGCAAUCCUCCUUUCUUUAGACCUAUCAAACACCGCUAUGAAAUCAGUGGUAGAAUAAAAAGACUUAAUGAUAGACUGAAAGAGAUCACGGGAGAUAGAUCUAUAAUACCUGAUGGAGAGAUCGUCGAAAAAGCCCUCCCACUUCACCCAGUAAGAUCUCGUGAGACAUCUUCCAUAGAGGUUAAGGCAGGCAUCAUAGGAACCCAAAUCGAAGGCGCUGCCCAAAAUCUGAUCAACUCCAUAGUGGAGAUCAGUGAGAAGCCAAAGUGUGUUGUUUUUGGGAUUGUCGGGAUGGGUGGGAUUGGGAAGACCACUCUAGCGCGUAAAGUAUUCAAUGAUGAAAGGAUCAUACAAAACUAUCCGAUUCGAGUGUGGUUGUGUGUAACGAAGAACUAUUCAGAGACUGAUUUGCUCAAAGAAAUGAUUAGAAGCGUAGGAGGAAAUGUUGAAGGAGCUGAGAGUAGAGCGGAACUUGAACCUAAACUUGUUUCCCUCCUAUCGAGAAAUUUGCUUCUGGUAUUAGACGAUGUAUGGAGUGCAGACGUAUGGGAAGAUUUACUCAAGAACCCUUUGAUGCUUGGAGCAACCAGUAAUUGCAGGAUCGUAGUUACCACUAGAAACGAAAACGUGGCAAGAAAUAUGGGAGACAAUGUUCAUCAUGUUGAGAAAAUGGAUGAAGAGUGUGGCUGGGAAUUGCUGUGGAAGACGGUUUGGGAUAAUAGAGAGAAGGGCGAUAUUUCUAGAUUCAAGGAAAUUGGAACUAAAAUGGUUCAAAAAUGUGAUGGACUUCCUCUCGCAAUCAAGGUUCUUGCGGGGGUUUUAAGAUUCAGGAGAAGUACGAUGGAGUGGGAAACGGUUCUCAGAAGUGAUCUAUGGAGGAUGAAGAAGCUCGAUGAGAAAGUACCGGGGGUUUUGUACUUGAGUUAUGAAGAUUUACCUUCUCAUCUUAAGCAGUGCUUUCUGCAUUGCUCUUUGUUUCCCGACAAGGCUGAUAUGUACCGUAAGGAUCUUAUCCGGCUUUGGGUGGAUGAAGGUAUCACAGAGGUGAACGGAGAUCUAACGAUGGAAGAGAAAGCCGAGGGUUAUUACGAGGACCUGAUCUGGCGAAACCUACUGCAGGUGGAUCGUACAUUUGUAGACGGCAGCAGAUGCACUAUGCAUGAUCUUUUGAGAUAUCUUGCUCAGUCCUUGAUCCAAGGAGAGGGCGUCUAUGUCAGUGAUCUCCAAUCAUUGAAUACGGACCCAUUAACUAAGCUUCGUCGAUUGUCAACGUCAAACAUUGGGGAGAGAAUACAGCUCCCCGACAGAAUCGUUGAAGAGAAGUGUUUAAGAUCUUUGCUCAUCUUUGAUAGCCCUCGUGCCCGAACAAUUGGAGCUGAUCUGUUUAAAAGGCUAAGGAACCUGAGAGUCCUGCUUCUGAACGACACAUCCAUCGAGAGUCUUCCCAAGUCCAUCGGAAAACUAUCACAUCUUAGGCACUUGGAUCUUGAUCGAACAAAGAUACGGGAGAUCCCCGAGUCCGUGGGGGGCCUUCGGAAUCUGCAAACUUUGAGCGUCUCGGGCUGCAAAUCCAUGAGGAAACUUCCGAAGACCAUCACGAAGCUGUACAAUCUGCAAUGUCUUCGAUUGCAGGACACUCCAUUAACAUCCUUGCCAAAGGGAAUGGGGUCACUCACAAAUCUCAGCGAGCUUGACGCGUUCAUCGUCAGCGAUGAUGGUGACUUGAAGGAGCUGCAACCUUUGUCCAAGCUGAGGUCUCUGAGCGUAUACAGGUUGGAUAGGGCAAUAACAAAUGGAGGUUCGGUGCUGGAGGACAAACCUUUUCUUAGACAACUAUAUCUCUUCUGGGAGAGUACAGAUGAAGAAAAAUAUUCUGGUUCAUCAAGACUGCAGGAUCCUUCUACUGCUGAGAAGAUUUGCAGUCAACUCUGUCCCCCAUCAAACCUGCAGUAUCUUUUUAUCAAAUGCUAUUCUGGUCUCCGUUUUCCGGGAUGGUUCCGGUCAACUUCUCUGGACACUGCUUUCCCCUGUCUGUCAUACUUGAGCCUGCAUGAUCUUCCAUCGUGCUGCGAGCUUCCUCCACUGGGCCUGCUUCCGGAGCUAAAGUUCCUAUCCAUUAACGGGGCAAAUGCAAUCAUAACCAUUGGUGCUGAAUUCCUCGGCGAUCGCCGGAGUUUACAAGGAUUUCGGCCAUUUCCCAAGCUUGAGGUAAUGCAAUUCAUAAACAUGCCCAACUGGACACAAUGGUUGACACCAGCGACAUCAGUGCAAGUGAAAUGGAAGCGAAUGGCAAUUCAUAAACAUGCCCAACUGGACACAAUGCUAUGUGGAGAGCCAGUCUACGGACCAAACCGAAACCUACGUCCAGAUCCUUGGAAUACAGGAUGUAUGCCAUGUUCGGUCGGGAGUCGACGCUUUCGUUUUACCAACUCCGACCUGUCACGUCAACAAAAUCCUGUCAGGCUUCCGAGGCAGCCACGAUCUGAGCUAGAUCUGGUCGGGAGUCGAGACAUUCAUUUUACCAACUCCGACCUGUCACGUCAUCAAAAUCCUGUCAGCCUUCCGACAACCGAGUCCGCCGCUGAUGAAAGCAGACCCAGCAGCCAUCGUAAGCUGCUCCCUAAUCUGAAGGAGCUCUGGCUCGUCGACUGUCCCAAGCUGGGAGCUCUUCCGGGAGGCCUUUGCCCGACCAACUUGAAAUUACUCUACAAGGAGCGCACUCACAGCAUCGUAGAAAUCAAGAACCUCGACUUUUUGACUGACAACCUCACUCUCAAGCAUAACCACAGCUUGCGGCGUAUAUCAAAUCUCCCCUCGCUGAAGCAUCUGCAAGUGGAUGACUGCCCGAGCUUGGAGUACGUGGGAGAUCUGGCUGGCCUGCAACACCUGGAAUUGUCUUGUCCACCACCAGCGGAGUGCCUGCCGCCAUGGCUGUCGGAUCUCGUGGAGCAGCAGCAAAGUUUCAGAAAGCUUGAGCUGCAGUGCAGCUUGCCAUUGUUGAAGAGGUGUCUCGUGGGCGAGGUCAACUGGGAGAUCAUCCGCCAAAUACCGGAGGUCAGGAUUCGGGCCACCGAUGCCAACGAGUUCAUUUGGUAUAACAAGGAUCCAUACAUGUACGACACCAACGUAGGUUCAGCAUGAGCAGAGUUGGCGUCUCUGAUUACUCGGAAGUCUUGUGCUUGGUCUAUCAGACAAAUUAGUCGUCGUCGUCGUCUGUGUAAGGUGUGUCAUACUACUCUUUCCUCUGUUCGUACUGGCUUGUUUGCAUUUUAUUUUUGCUUCACAUAUAUGGUCUCAACUUCUCUUUUGCAGGAUCGAUCAGAAGUCUCUUUGAUUGGUGUCACUUCCCUUACCAUUUGUGUUUGAAGCAAUUUGGCAGUUUGAAAGCGAUGUGCUUUUUCUUCUUUUUCCUUUUAACUUAAACGUGUGCUUGGAUCAUAAUUUCUAUUUGCUUUCAUUGUAAGAAAAAGAAAAGCUAUUAUCUACGAAGACAUCUCUUUGUAUCACUUUGUACUAACUGAAGUUUUCAUCUUGAUCUU
Molecule: messenger RNA, 3827 nt
Organism: Musa acuminata AAA Group (dessert banana)
Lineage: Eukaryota; Viridiplantae; Streptophyta; Magnoliopsida; Zingiberales; Musaceae
Product: putative disease resistance protein RGA4
Exons: 2
Coding region: 13-3429 (1138 amino acids)
Biological process (GO): defense response to other organism
Molecular function (GO): protein binding; ADP binding
Source: RefSeq, a predicted model, not a curated record